This is a messenger RNA of Nezara viridula (southern green stink bug), 3177 nucleotides long. Lineage: Eukaryota; Metazoa; Arthropoda; Insecta; Hemiptera; Pentatomidae. The record is from the annotation of a GenBank genome assembly.
GUUUUUUCGAUACGCAUAAGCGGUUUGUUGUAAGAUGCAAUUUUCCUAAAAGUGUUAUGUUUGCACAUUCUUAUCAAUCUGGAUAUUAUAUCAUUCAGAUUAAUUAAAACAUUUUUGAGUUCUAAGUGCAAUAUUAUGCCAUAACGAAUCUAGAAAUUUUUAGUAAUCGCGAUUUUAUAUUUAGUAACCGGUCUUAUCAGUCUUGUUAUACUGAUUAAUCUUUAAAAAAUGCUUAAUUUAUCUAAGUUCGUUUUUAUUUUUAACGUUAUAGCCUUUGGUAUUUGCACUAUACUACGUGGAGUACCUAUACACAGACUGCCUUUGUAUGAUCCAUCAAAGGAUUUUCACUGUUUUGAUGGAAGUAUAUCCAUCCCAUUUACUCAUGUAAAUGAUGACUUUUGUGAUUGUAUUGAUGGAUCUGAUGAGCCUGGUACAUCUGCCUGUCCAAAUGGAACAUUUCAUUGUGAAAACAAAGGUUAUGUUCCUGAAUAUAUUCCAUCAUCGCGUGUGAAUGAUGGGUAUUGUGAUUGCUGUGAUGCUUCAGAUGAAUAUUUAACAAAUAAAUGUGGUGAUAUUUGUGAUAUAUUAGGACUGGAAGCUAGACGUGCAGCAGAAAGGUAUGCACAGAUGCUUAGUCAUGGUAGCAAUAUGAGACUUCUGAUGAUAGCUGCUGGAAAACGAAUAGUUCAAGAGAAACAGGAAAGACUUGGAACAUUAGAAAAUGAAAAGGGUGAAGCAAUAAAAGUAAAAGAUGAAAAGGAAGCCCUGAAAAAAGCUGCAGAAGAGCAAGAAUCUGUUGCUGUUGGUGCUUUCAAUGCCAAAGAAGAGGAAAUCAGGGCUUUAAAAGCUCAAGAAGAAAAAGAAAAAGAGGAAAAGGAAGUGAGGUCUCUUUUUGACAACUUUGAUUCAGAUAAAGACGGAAGGUUGCAGAUAGGAGAAAUUCGUACACGUGUACUCUUUGAUCAGAAUAAAGAUGGUGAUGUGUCAGAUGAUGAAGUGAAGUUUUUCUUUGAUACCUUUGAAGAGAUUAAUCAGGAUGACUUUCUUGAAAUUGUUUGGCCGAAAUUAAAACCUAUCUAUUUAUUAGAUAAGGUUAAAUUCAUACCACCUCAGCAAGAAGAGCAUAAAGGAAAUGAUAAUACCCUUGAAGACGAUGAGACAGCUUCAAUUGAAAAGCACGAUGAUUUGGAUGCAGAUAAUUCUGAUGAACAUGAUGUAGGUGAAGAGGAAGAAGAAGAAGAGCUAAGUCAUGAUGACUUCAAAAGUAAUACAGGGAAUGCACAACCUCAGUAUGAUGAAGCUACUGCAAAAAUUGUUGAAGAUGCAAAUUUGGCUCGUUCUGAGUGUGAUAAAGCCUUACGGAUAUAUCAAGAUAUUGAACGAGAAAUCACACAACUGAAAGAAUCACUUUCCAAGGAUUAUGGUUCAGAAGAUGAAUUUGCUCCUCUUGAUGGCCAGUGCUUCAGUUUAACUGAUCGUGAUUAUAUUUAUAAAAUAUGUCCAUUUGAUCAAGUUACACAGGCUGCUAAAUCUGGAAGCUCUGAAACUAGGUUAGGAACGUGGGCUGGAUGGUUAGAUCAAGAUUAUACUGUGAUGUUAUACGACAAAGGACAGAGUUGUUGGAAUGGUCCUCAACGUUCAGCUAAGGUUAAUAUUACAUGUGGCUUAGAAAAUGAAGUUUUGAGUGCACAUGAACCUAACAAGUGUGAGUAUGUGUUGGAAUUCCAAACUCCAGCUGCCUGUCGAAUACCUGGUAGCAGUGGUGAACUCCAUGAUGAGCUGUAAUGCCGAUGAUUUAAUUUAAGACACGAGGAAAGAAAAUAAAUAGUCAUAAUGUAUUUUGUGAUGUAUUAGUUUACUUUUGGAUGAGGGUUUGUAUGUGGUUUUCUGUUUAUAUAGAGUAAGUAAGUAAUUUUUAAAUUCACGAAUAGUUUAUUUGUUAAUAAAAACUGUAUGUUAAUAGAAUAUUCAAUAAUUCUGAGCUAAAAUUAAUUCUUGUGAGUUUGAAUUAAUUAUUGCUGUCACUUGUACCUAUGAUGCUGUGAAUAUUUUUAUUUUUGAUAAAAAGUCAAUAAUUUCUGUUCAGUGAUACAUUUAAUAGCUCCAUAAACAGCAGGGUCAAAUUUUUUUUUGAUCCCAUAACAAUUCUAUUUUACUCUGUAUAUUAGUACGUAGUUUGUUCUUUGUGAAAGCUUCUCAUUGCUCAUGUUAUAUGAUGUUUUCCUAAUUUCUAAAAGUUUCAAUGAAAUGGCUGUUAUUUUACAUAUUGCAAACUAAGAACAUGUUUCUAUUUAUAUUUCUAGUUUACUGUUGAACAGUGUAUGCAGAUGGUAAAAUAUUCUUUUAACACAAAUCUUAAGACUGUUCUAUAUUCGUAACAAAACAUUAUUAUUAUUAUUAGGUAAGGCCAGGUUUGUCUGUUAUAAUUUUGACCCAUUGGGAUAUGAUCAUAAACAUUAUGUUACUAUCCUAUUAAUUAAUAUGUUUUAUAAUGGAUAAGAAAUAUUAUAAUUGUAUUAGAGUUAAGAAUUAUUUUGUGAAAAUUAACAUUCCAAACAGGGUUAUGAUCAAUAGUGUCCUAUGCCUGUGUGCUUAUGUUUAGUUAAAUUAUAUAUAUCUCCAUCUCCAAAAUUUUUUUUUUAAAUAAUUAAAAUUGUUCAUAUAAUGUAAAUGAAAUUUGUUUUCUAACAAAUUAAUUUAUUUAUGGGAAAUGUUUUUUAUUUGAUCAUUAGAAAGUCCUAAAUCAUCUUAAAUCCUUUGCACCUUCAGUCCUGGCGCCUUAAUGCAUUACUGGCAUUGCACACUAUACCAAUGAGCCCUUUAUUCCAAUAGAAUUUAUGACAAGGCUUUUUUUAUUUUAUUUUUUCUAUCUUUCUAAAUGUUAUUUAUCUUACUUGUUUAUUACUAAGUUUCUUCUAGUCUUUUCUUCAUCCUAUCUUAAUUUAUUUUGUUCCAUGAAAACACAUUUUUUAUGUAUUAGCACUUAUGUGAUUAAUUGGUUUAUACAAAAAGAAAAACAAUAUGCACAACUUUUACCAUCCCAUGGUGUAGAAAUGUCCUAUAUUAAUUGUUAAUUCACAUAUUUUCUACUCUAAAAGUAGGAUAAGUAACAUUUUAAGAUAUUGCUUACUAUGUUGUCAAUUUAAGUUUAAAUAUAAUUUGAACUGUUUUAUAAGU